This is a messenger RNA of Vicugna pacos (alpaca), 3126 nucleotides long. NCBI's taxonomy places the organism in Eukaryota, Metazoa, Chordata, Mammalia, Artiodactyla, Camelidae. The record is from RefSeq and is a predicted model, not a curated record.
UCUCUACGUGGGUGUGUCUAGUUGUUAGUUUCGGUUAGUUCUUAAACAGAUGGACUGAGAAAUAACCUAAGGCCAAAGUUUCUGGAACACAGUUUGAAACUUGCAGAAUACAUGCCUUCAAGGUGAGAACCCGUUCUCCCACCCAUGCUCGCCCCAGGCCCUCGCAUCGCAUCUCCUGUGCCUCGGUGUUUUCCCUGACUUCCGACCCUGGACAAGUCAAACUUCCCACUUCAGGGCCUUCGCACUUGGCGCUUGCUCUUGCCCUGCAUCUCUUCCCACUGUUCAGAUCUCAGCUGGGGCACGGUUCAUGUCCGGUCUAGAGAUGCCUGCCACCCACGUAUGAUUUUUUUUUCACCCACGUAUUAUUAUCUCGUGUGUUUCUCGUUUACUUUUCGAUAGCCUGUUUCUCCGAAGAGCAGGGCCUGUGUCUUGUCCUAGCUCAGUGCCUGGGACAGAGAGAAGUUACUCGUGAGUAUUCGCUGAAGGGAUGAAUGAACCCAUUGUAGGCUAACAGCAGUGAAGUAAAGCUCCGAAACAUCAAACGCUUAUUUUGAAUUAAACAUAGAAUUCCGGUCUGGCCCAGCAAUUCCACUCCCGGGUCUGCACCCAGAAGAACUGGAAGCAGGGACUUGGCAUCUGUGCCCCCAGUGGAAUGUUAACCAGCCUUAAAAAGGAAGGAGGUUCUGACACGUGCUCCAACACUGAUGAACUUUAAAGACAUUAUGCCAAGCGAGUAAGCCAGACACUGAAGGACAAAUACUGUGUGAUUUCAUUCACGUGAGGCACCUUCGGAGCAGCACGAUGGUGACUCCAGUCAACGGGGCCCCCUGGGAUGCCGACCUGUGGUCCUCGCACAGCAAGAUGCUGGCACAGCCCCUGAAGGACAGCGACGAGGAGGUCUACGACAUCAUCAGGAAGGAGAGCCGCCGGCAGCGGGUCGGGCUGGAGCUGAUCGCCUCGGAGAACUUCGCCAGCCGAGCUGUCCUGGAGGCCCUGGGUUCUUGCUUAAAUAACAAGUACUCGGAGGGUUACCCCGGCCAGAGGUACUACGGCGGGACUGAGUUCAUCGACGAGCUGGAGGUCCUCUGUCAGAAGCGAGCGCUGCAGCUCUAUGGGCUGGACCCCCGGUGCUGGGGCGUCAACGUCCAGCCCUACUCAGGCUCCCCCGCGAACUUCGCCGUGUACACCGCGCUGGUAGAGCCCCACGGCCGCAUCAUGGGCCUGGACCUGCCUGACGGGGGCCACCUGACCCAUGGGUUCAUGACGGACAAGAAGAAGAUCUCCGCCACGUCCAUCUUUUUCGAGUCUAUGCCCUACAAGGUGAACCCGGACACCGGCUACAUCAACUAUGACCAGCUGGAGGAGAACGCCCGCCUCUUCCACCCGAAGCUGAUCAUCGCAGGAACCAGCUGCUAUUCCCGGAACCUGGACUACGCCCGGCUGCGGAAGAUCGCAGACGACAAUGGGGCGUAUCUCAUGGCCGACAUGGCGCACAUCAGCGGGCUGGUGGCGGCCGGCGUGGUGCCCUCCCCCUUUGAGCACUGCCACGUGGUGUCCACCACCACACACAAGACCCUGAGGGGCUGCCGCGCCGGCAUGAUCUUCUACAGGAAAGGAGUGCGCAGCGUGGAUCCCAAGACAGGCAGAGAGACUCAGUACAACCUGGAGCUGCUCAUCAACUCCGCUGUGUUCCCAGGCCUGCAGGGUGGCCCCCACAACCACGCCAUCGCUGGGGUCGCCGUGGCUCUGAAGCAGGCCAUGACUCCGGAAUUCAGAGUCUACCAGCGCCAGUUGGUGGCCAACUGCAGGGCGCUGGCCGAGGCUUUGAUGGGACUGGGCUACAAGGUGGUCACAGGUGGUUCUGACAACCAUCUGAUCCUCGUGGACCUCCGAUCCAAAGGCACGGAUGGCGGCAGGGCCGAGAAGGUGCUGGAAGCCUGUUCCAUCGCUUGCAACAAGAACACCUGCCCAGGUGACAAAAGUGCACUGCGGCCCAGCGGGCUGCGGCUGGGGACUCCUGCGCUGACGUCCCGGGGACUUUUAGAAGAAGAUUUCCGAAAAGUCGCCCAGUUUAUUCACAAAGGGAUACAACUGACCCUGCAAAUCCAGGAUGCCGUGGGAGGCAGGGCCACCCUGAAGGAGUUCACGGAGAAGCUGGCGGGGGAAGAGGCGCACCGGCGGGCCCUGGGGGCUCUCCGGGCAGAGGUGGAGAGCUUUGCCUCCCUCUUUCCUCUGCCCGGCCUGCCUGACUUCUAGAGCUGACGUCUGAGGGCCCAGUGCCGUUCUGGGGCCCCACACGGAUGGUCGGCUCCCUCCAGUCCUCCGAGAGGCUUUUUUUGGACUUUGCUACGUUACCGUCUUCACAAGUCAAAAUUUAAGGCUCAUUGUUAGUAAUUCUGGGACAAGUUAUUAGGGAGUUUAAAUUUGAACCUCACUUUCUCACUGCUACAUAUAUAUGGUUACUCUGGAAAAAUGAAAUACAAUUUAGCCAUUCAAUCUUAAUUAUCUAGACCGUAGAGCAGAGCAGAGCUACUGGGAAGGUUCCAGUAAUUUUACUCACUCUGCUCUUAAGAGUCCCUGGGCUUCCUCCAGACUCGCCACGGCAGAUAAGGAACAAAGUCGAGCUUGUAAAAGCUGCCCGUUGACAGCUGUUCCCCAAAGGGGGGCUGAAUUAACAACCGUUGCAGUCGAGGCAGGAAAGUCCUGACCCUUCUGCCAUGUGCCUUUGAUCUGAAUCCUAAGUUACAAAGUCUAUUCCAGGUGCCACCCAGCUCGCUGGGAGUCCCUCUCUCCGCACCUGGGGACACAUGUAGUCCCCUGCCCCAGACCCCAAGACAGGUGGGCGAGCCGGGGGAACCUAGUUCCCAUCCUCUGUGCACGUCAGCUGGGGCCUUCCUGCCCAGUGUGAGGUGCCCACCCCUACCUCCUCUGUAGUUGGGAAGCCAGACGUCACCUUCCCACAGAAAUUUAUUUUUCACAAAGCUGAAGUGCAAAACAGACGACCAUUUGUAAUAUGCACAAAUUUUAACCACGGAACAUCUACAAGAAUGAUAGCUUUAAAAAAUACAACUGACUUUUGUGUUUCAAAAAUAGCUUAACUCAAAUAAAUUAAUUUCUUUAAAAGUA